AUGACUUUAAAUCUUUGUGUACUGACCCCCAAUCGAAUUGUUUGGGAUUCGGAAGUGAAGGAAAUCAUUUUAUCUACUAAUAGCGGACAAAUUGGAGUAUUACCAAAUCAUGCGCCUAUUGCCACAGCCGUAGAUAUAGGUAUUUUGAGAAUACGUCUUCUUAAAGACCAAUGGUUAACGAUGGCUCUGAUGGGCGGUUUUGCUAGAAUAAACAAUAAUGAGAUCACUGUUUUAGUAAAUGAUGCGGAAAAGGGUAGUGACAUUGAUCCACAAGAAGCACAGCAAACUCUUGAAAUAGCAGAAGCUAAUUUGAAUAAGGCGGAAGGCAAGAGACAAACAAUUGAGGCAAAUCUAGCUCUUAGACGAGCUAGGACACGAGUAGAGGCUAUCAAUGUGAUUUCAUAA
This is a messenger RNA of Glycine soja, 405 nucleotides long. The record is from the annotation of a RefSeq genome assembly. Lineage: Eukaryota; Viridiplantae; Streptophyta; Magnoliopsida; Fabales; Fabaceae.